Phytophthora nicotianae INRA-310 is the source of this 558-nucleotide messenger RNA. RefSeq lists its product as hypothetical. The transcript is spliced from 2 exons. The record is from RefSeq and is a predicted model, not a curated record. NCBI's taxonomy places the organism in Eukaryota, Oomycota, Peronosporomycetes, Peronosporales, Peronosporaceae. The coding region runs from base 1 to 558 and encodes 185 amino acids. Gene Ontology annotation, cellular component: membrane. Gene Ontology annotation, molecular function: transmembrane transporter activity. Gene Ontology annotation, biological process: transmembrane transport.
AUGCUCGCCAGUGGAGUGACCUAUGGCGUGAUGAUCGCCACGUUGGUGGCAGUAGCAGCGUACGCCAUCAUCGUCAGCCGCAGGAUGGAAAUCGAUUCCGUCAAGAACUUCGUGAGUGCCAAGAACUCGACGACGUCGCUGCGACUCGCCUGGUGUUUCUUUUCAGCUGGAAUGGGCUCGUGGACAUUGUUUUCGUUCCCUGCCAUCGGGGUGGACGCUGGUUCGUGGGGUGUCAUUGGGUACACCAUGUCCGGAGUUUGUGGCAUGAUGGUGCUAGCAGUUGUGGGUCCCUUCACCCGCUCAGCACUUGGUGAGAACGUCACAAUGACAGACGUUGUAGCCCAACGCUUCGGCUACAUUAUGCAGGUGUACAUCAGCUUCAUCUCGGUCUUCUACCAGUUUAUUUCACUGGCUUCGGAGCUCACCUGUGUGGCUCAACUCACGACCAUGUUGUCACCGAACGCUCAUUCCUUGAUUCCUAUCUUGGUGGUCGUAUUCCUGACCAAUCUGUAUCUUCUGAUUGGCGGUCUUCGUGCCAGUUUGGCGACCGAUGUGUGA